AAAGACCCCCCAGCACGUAUGUUUAAAUGACCCUUUGUUUACAAGUAAGCCCCUAUAUUCCGAGCAAGGAAGCUGUCGUGUGAUUUCAACCAGCUGUUUCCCGCCCUGAAAGACAUCCGAUCAGCUGCAAAUGCACACACACACACACACACACACACAGAGGCGUAGAUGCAGAUUGGGAGCGGGGGCAGGACGACACACACGGAGAGAGGGAACCCCCAUCAGCUGGAAGCACGGCAUUAUUGCAGCUCUGAGCGCGCAGCCGAAUUGCAUGUGAUACGUGAAGGAAAACUACGAAUAUUUUUGAUGGUUUUUUUUGGGGGGGGGGAGGAAUAGAACAAACACGGGGCGAAUAUAAUUUUGCACGCGGAGAGGAAGAGGUAAAAAGGACGAAUCAAGUACCCCAAACUGGAAAGAAAAGCAUGGAGUAUUUCAUGGUACCAGGUCAGAAGGUGUCUUUACAGCAUUUCAGGAAAACGGAGAAAGAAGUCAUCGGCGGUCUGUGCAGCCUGGCCAACAUCCCCCUGACCCCCGAGACGGCGCGGGACCAGGAGCGUCGCAUCCGGCGGGAGAUCGCCAACAGCAACGAGCGGCGGCGCAUGCAGAGCAUCAAUGCAGGCUUCCAGUCGCUGAAGACGCUCAUCCCACACAGCGACGGGGAGAAGCUCAGCAAGGUGAGCGAGACGGAAAGACAGCGACACGACUACAUUUUCUGUCUGGAGCAGGAGAAAACCCGGCUACUUCAGCAGAACAAUCAGCUCAAGCGCUUCAUCCAGGAUUUCAGCGGCUCGUCGCCAAAGCGGAGACGCGCCGAGGAGAAGGAUGAAGGGAUUGGGUCUCCGGAUAUCCUGGAGGAGGAGAAGGUGGAGGACCUGCGCAGGGAGAUGAUCGAGCUCCGGCAGCAGCUGGAUAAGGAGCGAUCGGUGCGCAUGAUGCUCGAGGAGCAGAUCCGCUCCCUGGACGCCCACCUGUACCCGGAGAAGCUGAAGGUGAUCGCUCAGCAGGUGCAGGAGCAGCAUGUGCAGACGCAGAUGCUGCUUCGGCUACAGCAGCACCAGCAGCAGGAGUCACCCAAGGAGGAGCUGUCUCCACACAGCCCUCAGGUGCUGGGCCCUCUCACACCCCCGGCCCCCACCCACCACCCCACAGUGAUUGUCCCCGCUCCAGUGCCCCACCACGUUACCGUGGUUACCAUGACCCCAGCCUCCGUCAUCAACACAGUGUCUACGUCACGGCAGAACCUGGACACUAUCGUGCAGGCCAUCCAGCAUAUUGAAGGGACGCAGGACAAGGCUGGCCGGGUGGAUGAGGAGCAGCGGCGUGCUAUCAUCAUCGCUGCAGGACGCGGCCCCCCCGACUCUGACAGCGAGGGUCCCGAGGAAGAGGAAAGGGAGGAGGACAGUCCGCUGCCCUGAGCGGGAACCCAUGACCCCCCGGUGCCCUCAAUGUGCACGGGGGAGGGGGGUCUAAUACAAUCAGCAGACCUUAUCUCAUCCCUUCACCAGGCCCAACUCAGUCAAACACAAUCCCAUGAUGCACUGCUGGAGACAGAGCCCCCUCCCAGUGACGGGCUGGUGUCACUGUCAUGGACAACACUGCACCGGGGCCCAGCUUGCCCCCAUUCCUCAAUCAUCUCCAUCUGCAUUUCUCUUAUUUCUUUUUUUUUCCCCCUCCUUCUUCUGGGGGGGGGGGCACUGGAGAAUGCCUGUAGAUUUCCUGCAUACUGCGCCGCGCGUAUCUGUAAAAACCCAUUCAAGCUCUUGAUUCAUAACCCCACGUGUCAGACCAAAAAUGCCUGAAUCGCUGUGAUCAAAACGGAGAGCAAACAGAAGACUCCGGAUCAUCCUGGGGCUGUCACAACCCAAGAUAUGCCCCCCCCCACCCUCUGGAAGACUUGCCGUCUGUUUGUAGAGCUUAGUUUGGACAUUGGGAUUGGUCUGCCGGCUAAGCUCCACGAGGUUCCCGUGGAUGACCAGAGUAGCUAGCUUGCUUGUGGACAGUCGCUUGCUCUUUGUGUCCUGGUGAACCUCCACGAAGCUAGAUUUUAGGGUUAGCAAGACAACUUGUCGGAUUUAAGGUGGUCUGAGCAAAAUGUGAGUGAACAAAGAGAAAGUCCAUUCAGACUGAGGCACCUUAAAUCCAACAAGUUACAUAGCUGACCGACAAAUCUCGCAGCGUGACUGAGGCCCCUCUUUGGUUAGGGGGUGUCUGCAUUGGUGCCCAUGUGGUGAA
Paramormyrops kingsleyae is the source of this 2232-nucleotide messenger RNA. The record is from RefSeq and is a predicted model, not a curated record. Lineage: Eukaryota; Metazoa; Chordata; Actinopteri; Osteoglossiformes; Mormyridae.